This is a messenger RNA of Magallana angulata, 4679 nucleotides long. Its product is annotated as metabotropic glutamate receptor 1-like. Gene Ontology annotation, molecular function: G protein-coupled receptor activity involved in regulation of postsynaptic membrane potential; adenylate cyclase inhibiting G protein-coupled glutamate receptor activity. Bases 579 to 4415 code for a protein of 1278 amino acids. The transcript has 8 exons. Gene Ontology annotation, biological process: G protein-coupled glutamate receptor signaling pathway; regulation of synaptic transmission, glutamatergic. NCBI's taxonomy places the organism in Eukaryota, Metazoa, Mollusca, Bivalvia, Ostreida, Ostreidae. Gene Ontology annotation, cellular component: postsynaptic density membrane. The record is from RefSeq and is a predicted model, not a curated record.
UCAUGUUUCCUAUACGUCACACGACAAAAUUUUAACCACUUCUCACGGCGUGACUGCUUAAUAUGAAUAAGUAUGUGCAAACAUUUGUAGUGUAUGUGCUGCAGUGGUUUUAAAUGUGUAAGAACUUAAAGUGCUAAGCAUGACUUGGAGAAAGUGAGACACUCUCAGCAACUGUAAUUCAUUAUAGACAGUUUAGAUUGUGUUUUCGAUUGACAUUGGAACUCUUCUGUCUCGUGAGAUCACAAAAUGUUGUCGAUAAUGUGACUUCUGAUUAUUCCGAGAAGCAAGUGUCAGUGGAUAUCGACUUCUGAAAUCGGGAGCGCUUGAUGUCUUACUUGUCUAAUAUCGCCUUUACGGACAUAGCAGCUUAUGCACGGGGCAAGAAAAACAAACGAGUCUUCCCGGAGUUGUUUUUAUUUUAUUGCACUAGACUUCUUCAAACAUAAAGAGGAAAAGUGAAUGAUUCGAUAGUUUGCGGACAAAAUGUGAGAUAAAUUGGAAGUUUAUUGAUAAUGAAUCAACUUUUUCGGCAUUAAACUGACAGAUUGAGAAGGUUAUUGAAAACUCUACACGGCAUUAUGCCAUGCUUGAUAAAAAUGGACAUUUUUCGGUGUUCUCUGCUUUUAUUCGUUAUGUCGGUUUUUGCUGAAAAACGAAGAAUUGCGCGGUCUGAUCCAGAGGGAGAUCUAGUGAUAGGGGCGUUAUUUCCGGUGCACAAAGGUCCGAAAGACUUGACCGGAUAUACCCGUACUUGUGGCGAGGUUUGGGAACAGUACGGAAUACAUCGGGUAGAAAUUUUUCUCCGCACACUAGAAGAAAUUAAUAACGAUAGUUCUCUUCUACCUAACAUUACUCUAGGGUAUGACAUUCGAGACUCUUGCUGGUAUUCUCCAAUCUGUUUGGAACAAAGCAUAGAUUUCAUUAAAGACUCUAUUGCAAGUCUGGAUGAAUCGGAAUCUAAGAAUACAACCGACGGAUGUAAAACGGAGAAUCGUAAGCCGAUAGUUGGUCUGAUUGGACCGGGCACCAGUCAGAACACCAUCCAGGUCCAAAACCUACUGCAGAUCUUCAAGCUACCCCAGAUAGGUUACUCUGCUACCAGCAUGGAGCUAAGUGAUAAAAACUUGUACAAGUAUUUUAUGAGAGUGGUUCCUUCAGACAUGUUUCAGGCGCAAGCCUUGUUAGACAUAGUGCUCCAAUUCAACUGGACGUAUAUCUCAACAGUACACACAGAUGGAAAUUAUGGACAAAGGGGCAUCGAAUCAUUUAUAAAGCUUGCUGAUGAUGCAGGGGUGUGCAUCGCGAAAUCUGCAAAAAUAGCAAGAGGAGCCACGGAUGAAGAACAUACAGAAAUAAUCAAAACACUGAUGAAAAAACAACGAGCCAGGGUGGUCAUCUGCUUCUGUGAUGGCGAGACCGUGCGGUCUCUGUACAACGCCACCACAAUGGUUCCGGGCGCCAAAAACCAUUUUCUGGUUGUUGGAAGUGAUGGUUGGAAUGACAGACCCGACGUCGUCAGAGGAAACGAGGAAAACGUAGCUGGAGGGAUGUCAAUAAAACUGACAUCGCCAAAAAUUGCAGACUUUGACGAAUAUUUCAACAAUUUGAACCCGUACACAAACAGCCGAAAUCCCUGGUUCAAGGAGUUCUGGGCUAAGACGUACGACUGUACAUUUAAUGAUAACUCAGUACAGGAGAAAGGCUUCAAGAAGUGUACAGGUAAAGAAACACGACGGGAACGGGAGUAUGUACAGGACUCCAAACUUGGUUUCGUUAUAAACGCCGUAUACACAAUGGCGCAUGCUUUGCACAAUAUGCAGGUGAAUAUCUGCGGCAGUAAUAAGGGACUUUGCCCUGAGAUGCUCCCAGUGAAAGGAGACCUUUACCUGGACUACCUGCUGAACGUUUCUUUAACCACCUAUAGUAAUUAUGAACUACACUAUGACGCCAAUGGUGAUCCGCCAGCAAGGUAUGAUAUCAUGAAUUUUCAAAAAAUAAAGGACGAGGCGGGAAACGUGACGUACAAAUACGUCAGAGUAGGGAGUUGGGAGACUGGUCAGCUCUCUAUGAAUGAAUCCCUCAUCUACUGGCCGUCCAGUGGAUUUGGCAGUGAAGUGGAGUCUGUGUGUAGUGAUCCAUGCACAAAAGGCUCAGUCAAAAAGCUGGACGAUCAGACCAAGUGCUGCUGGACGUGUAUUCCUUGCAAAGAGAACGAGAUCAUGAUGGAUUCCAACACGUGUAAGGCGUGCGCCAUUGGCUGGUGGCCGAAUGAGGAGUUGACAGCUUGCAAGGAGAUCAACAUAGAGUACCUGAGUUGGUACGACAACGAGGCUGUGAUUGUGGUGGCGGUUUCCUGUUGCGGUAUUUUUGCCACCUUGUGGAUUGGAGUCAUAUUUUUACGUCACCACGACACUCCUGUAGUGAAAGCAUCAACAAGGGAGUUGAUGUAUAUCAUCAUGUUAGGAAUCAUUAUGGCUUACUCAUCGAACUUUGUUCUUUUGGCAAAACCUACAAUCGUCACUUGUUAUUUUUCAAGAAUCCUACCUGGUUUGUCUUUUUCCUUAAUCUAUGGAUCAUUAGUGACAAAAACAAACAGAAUCGCCAGAAUUUUAGAAGGAACCAAAAAGAUAAUCACUAAGAAGCCUCGGUUUAUGAGCGCGUCAGCCCAAGUUAUCAUUACUUGUAUUGUCGUGGGAAUAGAGUGUGCCAUUAUUACUGUGAUGUUAAUUAUUGAGCCCGCUGAUUCAAUGCUGGACUAUCCAACUGUAAAACGCGUGAGACUCAUCUGCAACACUACAACGAUGGGCAUUGCGGUCCCAUUUGGUUUCGAUCUGAUGCUAAUAUUUAUGUGCACUCUUUACGCUAUUAAGACCAGAAACUUGCCGGAAAAUUUCAACGAAGCGAAAUUUAUAGGUUUUACCAUGUACACAACCUGCGUCAUUUGGUUAGGGUUCUUUGCGUAUUAUUUUGGCAGUGAGCCAAUGAUACUGACUAUGUCCAUUUGCAUUUUUCUUAGUGCCACUGUAGCAUUGGUGCUGUUGUUUUUCCCAAAAGUAUAUGUUAUCGUCUGCGCCCCAGAGAAGAACACGAGGAGUGCGUUUACCACGUCCAAAGAUGUGCGCUGCCACAUAGGCUCAGUGUCCUAUCAUUCAGAGAGCGGAAACGAUUUUGGAAAAGACAAGAUGCCAUUUGAGAAGGGAAUAGGAUUUCCACACCGAAAGAAGUUUUCUUUUGGUAAAUUAAAACUUGGUCAAAAGCAUACAAUUAACAAUAGAAAGGAAACCGCUUCACUACCACCAAACAUAAAGCUGAAUCGGGAAAACUCGAUGCACAUUCAGGUCCCAACCAAUCAGAAGUUUCCAUGGAACAAGAAAGAUAACUCCAACUCGGACUCCGGGGACGAGAACGAUCGAUUGUCCACCAUUAGCUCGAAAGAGGAGUCACGAAGUGGGAGUGAGAAGAGAAGGAGACAGUGUAAGCAGGACUGUGGCUGUCAGACGGACGCCGACCUGUACGACAACCUCCUCUACCGCUCGUCCAUUCGACGGAGAAGGGCCGGAAAUGUUUGUCACGAGUCAAAUGGCUCAAUCAACAGUGAUGAAAUUUUCUUGUCCUUACCUGUAUCGGAUUCUACUGAUCAUAGAGGGGUGUAUAGAUUGUCUCCGAGGCAUUCCGAUCGGAGCCCUUUAUUGGGAGGGUAUGACUCGUCAUUGGAGGGAGACCGCAAGGGGGAAGAUUUCUAUUUCCCAAUGAAUAAUUUUUCAAAUCUUCUUGUUCAUGAGAAUGUAUCGGCUGAAGUCCCUUUUAAAUCUGAGUCGUUGCAUCCGUUAAACAAACGUGAGCCUCUUCCUAUUAAACGAACAGAUGAUUCAUAUGCUGCCGGCACAUCUAUUAAAUAUUCCAGUGAAUCAUUUGAUUCAAAAUUGAAAGACUAUAACGAUGAAUCCGAAAAACUUAUAGAAAAUGGGCAUCUCGUUCAAAUUGACGAAAUUCCUUUUAAUAAUAGUAACAGUUGUACCAUUCACAAGUCUCCACCUACCCUAAAGAUAGGGUACAGCGAUCUGUAUAAAAGAAGACAGUUCCCUCAUCCGGUAAUUGUGGAGGAAAAGUCUUUAGACAAAAGUCGUUAUCCAUUAUCAAAAAUGCAACAAAAGACGUGUGUUUCUCCUUUACAACAAACAGGUCACUGUAACUGUGUUAUCACGGACGCCAUUCCUGGGCAGUUUUCAAGGCCCAGACUUAGUGUGACGUCAUACACAUCGUCGGCUGCCUCUCCUGCUUCAGCAGACGACAUGGCGACGUAUGGAAUUCAGAAAUUGGAGGAGGAGGAAGUGUCCAUGCUUUCUUUUCGAGAUUACAUGAAAAACAGAGGGAUUGACUUGGACAUGUCCGAUGUUCAAUCGAGUGAGGUUUAACUGGUGUCAAAUAAACAGUUUGUGCUUGCUAGUGUAGCCAAAUUAUUUUAAUAAGUUGCACUGUUAUUUUUAAUUACAUUUUUUAUACUUACAAUUGUCGUUCAUUUGUUAAAACGUUACUUAAACUUUUUUAAAGACUUCGAGGACUUAAUUUACUGUUUUACUAGCCAUGAUUGCUUUUUACUUUUUUAGAAAACUUUUUCAUAUUAAAUAAUAUCUUUUCUAACAUAAUAUUAUAUAAAUAGUGCCUGUUUGGGAGGGUAA